GUACAAGCAUAGUUUAUCCAAUCCACUUAGCAAUCUGAGAUUCUAUUUUCUUCUCCAUUGUUCCCCGAUGGAAAUGGAUUCCCUUCCCAACGGUAACAACGCCACCGGAACUCCGAUCGCCGUCACCCUCAACCCGGCGCCGCCUCCGCCGUCGAACCUUCCCCAACUGACAGAGUCUCUGAAGCUGGAGCACCAGUUCCUCAGGGUUCCUUUCGAGCACUACAAAAAAACCCUCCGUGCCAACCACCGCGCCGUCGAGAAGGAGAUGUCCGCCGUCAUAUCCGGCGUCAACGAAGCCGCUGACCUCUCCCCAGAUGACGCCGUCAACCAUCUUAACUCCCUUGUCUCCCGCUUGCAAGGGCUCAAGAGAAAGUUGGAGGAGGGAAGUCGGGCAGAGCAUUUACAAGCUCAAAAGUGUCGAGCGCGUCUUGAUCACUUAGAAUCUGCCGAUGCGGAAAACAUGCCAGAAUGGAAUAACACUCGCUUGAAGCGGAUUCUUGUUGAUUAUAUGUUGAGGAUGUCAUACUAUGACACUGCAGUGAAACUUGCAGAAAGCAGCAACUUGCAGGAUCUUGUUGAUAUUGAUGUAUUCCAAGAAGCAAAAAAGGUUAUUGAUGCUUUGCAAAAUAAGGAUGUUGCGCCUGCCCUAGCAUGGUGUGCUGAUAAUAAAUCAAGGCUGAAGAAGUCUAAGGUUCAUAUUGCUGUUUGAUCUUUUUAACAGUUGGUGCACCGUGCCAUAGGCUGAGUCAUGGUUUAGGCUUUUGGGUUCAUACUAAUCGGCAUUUCUUUUAAUGCAUUUAGAAUUGGAAAUCAUCUCAGACAUACUGCAACAACAAAAUAUUCAUAUUUAAGAGAAGGAUAACCACCGUAUUGCUCUAGUAUAAAAAUGUCUUUAGUCUGCUUAAAGUUUGAAAAUAAAAAUAAAAAUAAAAUUAUAAACUAAUGCAAAUCCAGACUUUCUCAAAUGCCCACCAGUGCCAAUAGAGUUUCUCAUAGGAUGACACUUGUUAAUAAUAAAUACACAAAUACACUUAAGGCAUCAGAUCAUAUUUACCAUUGCAAAUUUCUGGUGGUUUAAUGACGACAGAGCAAAUUGGAGUUCCAGUUGAGACUUCAAGAGUUCAUAGAAUUAGUAAGAGCUGAGAACAAUUUGAGAGCUAUCACGUAUGCUAGGAAAUAUCUUGCGCCAUGGGGAGCCACUCACAUGAAAGAAUUGCAGCGAGUCCUUGCAACACUAGCUUUUAAAAAGGAUACUGAAUGUGCCACAUACAAGGUGAGUAUACCUUGUCUUUGAGUGAUUUUGUGCGUUAGCGAUACUGGUGUCUUUAAUUUUAUUAUCUUUCAAUGCAAUGGUGUUAGGAUUGUAUUCAUGUUCCCUGUUGUUAGAAUUCUAGAAUUUGUAAUUAGAAUUGCAAUUUGAUACCCUUUAGUAUCACCCCACAUUUGUUUUACAUUUCCCCCCUACCCACUUUUCAUGCGAGGAUUUAGAAGUCUUCAAUGGUUAUGUGAAUGGAAUAGAAAGGGCGCUAAUGGAGUUCACGAGUUCCUCUAGCAAUGUGACAUUUAAGAAUGAAUUAGUGACUUCUGAGUAAUUUAAUUUUGCGCUUGUAUGUUUAAGUUUUUAUCAUACAUUGUGAUUCCCCCCAUUCAUGAUUGAAAAGUUGAACGACUGAUUCAUGAUGUGGUUUGGGACCUGAUAACUAUGUAAAUGUCAAUAACACAGUACAAGAUAGAGUUGUUUCAUUUCUUUUGCUGUUAAAAACAUUAACUCCGUUGUACAAGAGCAUGUAGUCCUUCAAGCUAAUUAUAUACACUUUACUCUGUGGAAAAGAAAGGAAUGACAGCCAAUAUGCUAAUUGAUGUAAACUUUAAAUGUUUCUAGUUGUUAAUAAUUGUAGUCAACAAAUCGAACUGUCUUAAACCUCUAAGUUGUGCUAUAUUCUCUAGUAUUGCAAUAAUCGAUUGGACUUUUACCUAGCACAUGUCUUAUGUAAUUCACACGGCCAAGAAAAAAAAAAUCCUGUAUUGAUUAGGUUAACAACAAGAAAUAUUAUUUGCACGGGUUAUUAUGUUCCACUGAUCACUUGUUGACGAAGAUUUUUAUGCCUGUAGUAUUUCACACAAAGUCUAAACAUUAUAUUGUUGAAACUGUAAUUCUUUGCCAGAAAUUUUGCUUCCUACUGCAUUAUUGUCUUGAGGAGCUGACAUUUCAGCACUAAAAUCUUUAUAAUUUU
Molecule: messenger RNA, 2234 nt
Organism: Vigna angularis (adzuki bean)
Lineage: Eukaryota; Viridiplantae; Streptophyta; Magnoliopsida; Fabales; Fabaceae
Product: protein MAEA homolog
Exons: 3
Coding region: 68-709 (213 amino acids)
Biological process (GO): proteasome-mediated ubiquitin-dependent protein catabolic process
Cellular component (GO): nucleus; GID complex; cytoplasm
Molecular function (GO): ubiquitin-protein transferase activity; protein binding
Source: RefSeq, a predicted model, not a curated record